AUGACAAGUGGCACAAACUCUUCAGAAACUGGCUUGUCCUCAAAAAAAAAUUCUAAAAUAUAUGACAACUACUUGAAAGAAUUGAACGAGGACUUAAAGUUAAGGAAGCAGGAGCUUCUAGAGAUGCUGAAACCUCUGGGAGAUAAGAGCAAUCUCUUAUUGCAGAAGGUAAUGGCUAACUUGGAGGAAAAACAAAAGAGUCUGCAGAUCAUGAGGCAGAUCAUGGCAGGGAGGGGAUGCGAUGAAUCUUCAAUCAUGGAGUUCAUUACAGAAGCAGAGGAGAUGAAACAAAACCUGACAUUUGAGUCAGAUGAGCUCCUCCAUCAACAGAAAGAAUUACCAACAAAGUCCAAAGCCGACAUGCAAGACGAAAAUGCUCAGAAAUCCCCCUUAUCACUUUGGAAGACCAGGAGCGAGCCAGAGACAUCAGAUGUCGACAAAGUGGGAGACUUAAGGAAGGAAAAGCAACAGAGGAAAAUUAAAUGGGUCAAAUAUGAGGAACAACCCAACGUCCUUCAGAAUGGCUUUCAUGACAAAGUGAUUGAGCUGAAAACUGAAGCCUUGAGGAACUACCAGAAGACCAAUGACUUAAAAUUAUCACUGUACCUACAACGCAAUUUUGAGCCAAAGCAAGAAGCUUUGAAUCUUCUGAGGCCUCAAGGUAAAAUGGGUACUACAACUAUGGAGAGAGCAACAACCAAAAGAAAUGAACUUGAUAAAAGAAUCCCAGGAUCAAAGAACUACACAGAACAGCAAGGAGGAACUAGAGAAAGUCAGUAUGGUGAUGUAGGGCAGAGGCUCUCUUCUCUGAAGUCAAUGCCAGACGAAGCUCUGAAGGAUUAG
This is a messenger RNA of Apodemus sylvaticus (European woodmouse), 843 nucleotides long. It is a transcript of the gene Ccdc196, whose product is annotated as coiled-coil domain containing 196. The transcript is spliced from 9 exons. The record is from RefSeq and is a predicted model, not a curated record. The coding region runs from base 1 to 843 and encodes 280 amino acids. Lineage: Eukaryota; Metazoa; Chordata; Mammalia; Rodentia; Muridae.